Molecule: messenger RNA, 1299 nt
Organism: Necator americanus (New World hookworm)
Lineage: Eukaryota; Metazoa; Nematoda; Chromadorea; Rhabditida; Ancylostomatidae
Exons: 12
Coding region: 1-1299 (432 amino acids)
Biological process (GO): potassium ion transmembrane transport; stabilization of membrane potential
Cellular component (GO): plasma membrane
Molecular function (GO): outward rectifier potassium channel activity; potassium ion leak channel activity
Source: RefSeq, a predicted model, not a curated record
AUGACGAAGGUGAACCUUGAAGAACUAUGGAAAGGUGCCGAAAGUCUGAAGAGAAAAGUUUCUUUUCAAGAGCCGCGCCUUGAUCAUCAGCGAUCGAUUCCCGUUUUCCAGAGGCCUCCGCAUCCACGACGGUACAAACUCGUACGCGCUAAGAGUAGCAUGAAAGCGUAUAACACGUGGAAAGAACAGUUCAUGAAGGAUCGAUGUUGUAGCGAGAAGGAAAUGUACAAGGAGGUGCUUAUCGCGUCGACACCUCACGUCCUUCUCAACGUACUACUAAUUGCAUAUCUUCUUCUCGGGACCUUCUUUCUACGGUAUGCCGAUGAGAGCAUCGGCAAAGAGGACUUCCAACCAUCAUUGCUCUUCACAUUCACUACAAUCAUGACAAUUGGCUACGGUAGUAUUUAUCCAACAACAGACUUUGGGAAGAUCUGCUGUGUGGCAUACUGCGUAAUUGGCAUACCCUUACUCUUCCUAGUUCUUUCUAACAACGGUCAGUUUGUUGUGGACGCUUACUGGAUUCUACGAAAAAGCGCCGGAGGCAAGAAUACAGCUUCGAAAAGCUUACCGUUAUGGUUGUCGGUGUUAUUAAUUUGUAUACAUUCGUUUGUUGGUGGUCUUCUAUUCAACACAUGGUUGAAACAGAUGCGGUUUUUCGAUGCGGUUUAUUGCAGUUUCAUAUCCAUAUCGACAAUUGGUUACGGUGAUCUUGUCCCUGUGCCCGACACAUGGACUCAUACAAUUGCUAUAAUGGCGUUUUUAUCAGCAGGUGUGGUUAUAUUAUCCACCUUGUUCGAGACAUUCGGCUGCUACUUAAACUACGUGCACUAUAUUGGACGGCGAUUUACUGGCACCAAAGAUGUAGAAAUAUGGUUCGGUGGACGUAUGCUGACAGUCCAAGAACUGAUCACUUUAGUAGCCGAUCAAUUUGGAGUGUGUCCUAGAAAGCUGAGGACUAUAAUACGCGAUUUGGAUGAUAUUCUUGAGGCAGCAUGUGAUGAUACGGCAAAAAAUCGAACAGAGAUGCUGUACAAAACGGGAGAGGUGAUCCGAAAUGAGACUCGCAUCGUCAUGCAAGGAAACGGAAAAUGUCGUACCAUGCUUAUAACUCGAGAACAUUUGCCCGAUAUGGAUGCUGAAGUUACACUUCUUUGUCAAAUGAAGACAAGCCCAAGCGUUCAAAAGCUGAUCACCAAAGACGCAGAGAAUGCACUUCAUGCCUUACGAGUAAUUCAUCACAAGUUGAACAAGCAACCUAUCAAACAGCAAUUGGUGGAGGAUCGACGGACUCUUUCAUAA